This is a messenger RNA of Egretta garzetta (little egret), 2220 nucleotides long. RefSeq names its product zinc finger protein 366 (gene ZNF366). Gene Ontology annotation, cellular component: chromosome. Gene Ontology annotation, molecular function: chromatin insulator sequence binding. Bases 13 to 2220 code for a protein of 735 amino acids. The transcript is spliced from 4 exons. Gene Ontology annotation, biological process: regulation of transcription by RNA polymerase II. The record is from RefSeq and is a predicted model, not a curated record. Lineage: Eukaryota; Metazoa; Chordata; Aves; Pelecaniformes; Ardeidae.
AAAAAAUCAAAUAUGAUGAAGAAUGAAGAAACGAAUUUUAAUGUGGACAGUACGCGAGCCUCUCCCUUCUCCCGCUGCCUGCAGCCACUGAGCCCUGUUACAAAGGCACACAGAACAACUCCAUUUGGUGAAGAAUUCAGACCACACCUCUCACAUUUCCGCUAUGGCCCUCCUCCUCUUGGAGACAUGGAAACAUUCCAGGGGUCCUUGGAAGGAGGGUCUCGGAAACGCAAGAGCAUGCCAACAAAAAUGCCUCCUUCUAUCACCCUUGAGGGUUCCUCAUUGCCACCAGACAGACCUGAAGAUCACAGUGACAUAGGCUCUUCCAGUCUCCCCAUGGUAUUCCAACCACCAACACAGCCAAAGUAUAGUUCCCAGAUGAUUGACCUCUGCAACUUUGGUUUUCAGUUCUACAGAACUCUAGAACACUUUGGAGCCAAGCCUAUUAAGCAAGAGCCAGUGAAGCCUAACAUGACAUGGCCCAGUAGCCCAGCAUUCGUGCAGCCUCCUUACCCUUAUUAUCCUAAAGUCCACCCUGGUUUAAUGUUUCCUUUUAUUGUGCCACCAAAUUUUCAUUUCAGGAACCCCUUUCAAAUGAAAAGACCUCCAGAGCCACCCUUCAGGAGGGCUGAAGUAAGAGAAAGUGGUGAAAAUAAACAGAAAGUGGAAAGAGUAGACGUCAACCUUCAGAUAGAUGACAGUUACUAUGUUGAUGUAGGGGGUGAACAGAAACGCUGGCAAUGUCCCAUGUGUGAGAAGUCCUAUACAUCCAAGUACAAUUUGGUCACCCAUAUCUUGGGGCACAGUGGCAUUAAGCCACAUGCUUGCACCCGCUGUGGCAAGCUUUUCAAGCAGCUGAGCCACUUGCACACACAUAUGUUGACCCACCAGGGCACUCGGCCACACAAGUGCCAGGUGUGCCACAAGGCUUUCACUCAAACCAGUCACCUUAAGAGACACAUGAUGCAACACAGUGACAUCAAGCCUUACAACUGCAGGAUCUGUGGGAGAGGUUUUGCCUACCCCAGCGAGCUGAAAGCACAUGAGUCUAAGCACGAGAGUGGCCGAGAGAACAUUUGUGUGGAGUGUGGUCUGGACUUCCCAACCCUGGCCCAGCUGAAGAGACACUUAACAACCCACCGUGGCCCUAUACAGUACAGUUGCACUGAAUGUGAUAAGACCUUCCAGUACCCGAGUCAGCUGCAAAACCACAUGAUGAAGCACAAAGACAUCCGCCCAUACAUCUGCACUGAAUGCGGCAUGGAGUUUGUGCAGCCCCACCAUCUCAAACAGCACUCUCUAACUCACAAGGGUGUGAAAGAGCACAAAUGUGGAAUUUGUGGCCGGGAGUUUACUCUGCUGGCCAACAUGAAACGACAUGUCCUGAUCCACACCAAUAUCAGAGCCUAUCAAUGCCAUUUGUGCUUCAAGAGCUUUGUGCAAAAGCAGACUCUCAAGGCCCAUAUGAUUGUUCACUCUGAUGUCAAACCCUUUAAAUGCAAGCUGUGUGGAAAGGAAUUCAACAGAAUGCACAAUUUAAUGGGACACAUGCACUUGCACUCGGACAGUAAGCCUUUCAAGUGCCUCUACUGUCCCAGCAAAUUCACCCUGAAGGGAAACCUAACCAGGCACAUGAAGGUCAAACAUGGGGUCAUGGAAAGAGGAUUUCAUUCUCAAGGUUUUGGAAGAGGAAGAAUUGCUCUGUCCCAGACAAAUGUCUUGAGAAGCUUGGAACAGGAAGAGCCCUUUGAUCUUUCCCAGAAAAGCCAAGGGAAGGGAGCCUCAUUUCAUUCAGAUGGUGAGAGUGCCAAGGGAAGCUCAUGCCAGGAAGAAGAGGAAGACAACUGCUAUGAGGCAGAGCGGUACAGCCCUGCCAUGUACCACCCUGAUGAUGAUGACGACAAGAUGUACUUGGCCCAAGAUCUGUCUGGCAAACCUGAAUGCAUGAUGAAGAACUUCAGAGAGCCCUACUGCAAUGAGAAGGAAGAAGUUGUAAGUGAGGGAGGACUGGAGAAGAGAAUAGAAAAUGCAGACAAACAGGAGAGCCAAGGAGAGAGAGACCUUGCAAACAACAAAGAACACCUCAACUUCAGAUCCUUUGAAAAGGCCAGACUUGGCCACUCUCUCUCUGAUUACUUGUAUUUCAAGCACAGGAACAAGAGUUUGAAAGAAUUGCUGGAAAGAAAAAUGGAAAAACAAACAAUGCUUAUAGGCCUUUAA